AUGAUGAUCAGUCAGUUGUUGAUAAUAGGAUGUCAAGGAAUGGUCAGCCCCGCCAAUGGCUACGUAUAUCCAGGAGCAUACAAUGAUCCGACAUUGGAAGAGGUCAAGGUGUUGAUGUGGGCCGGCAACUGGUGGGCCGGCCUCGGCCAGGACCUGUCGCUACCCAACUACAUUGGCGAACAGUAUGCCAAGGCCAAAUGCCCUGUCAACUGCCAGAUACACGAUGACAAAUCUAUGGCGCCCGAUAUGGACGCCAUCAUCUUUGAGCCGCAGCCAUUCGCAGGCUUCCUCACCGAGUACCACACCAAGCUGCCCUUGUUCCCACAGAAGGAACCCAAUCAGUAUUAUGGCGUGUUCACAAUCGAGCAGCAACACUACUUCCCGUUGCAGGUCGACCCGGGCUUCCUCCAGCAUAUGGACUUCAACAUGACGUUCAGGGCCAGCUCGCAAGUGCCCAUCACCUACACAUGUGCCUGGGGCACGCAGUUCACUGGCGGUUUGAACAGCUUCUCCAAGGCGGGCAUGAUUCCCUUUACAUCAAAGUUGAAGAAGGUGGCGUUCAUGUCAACCAACUGCGUGGAGGGUGGCGCGGCAUUCCGUACCGAGUACAUCAAGUCGCUACGCAAGGUGUUCUCGGUCGAUGGACUUGGAUCAUGUCUACACACCAAGGAUAUCAAUCCCAAGUACAUCUCAUAUCCAGUGUUCAAGGACUUGGGUCGAUCAAUGAUGAUGAAGUCCAAGAUCAUGUCCGAGUAUCUCUUUGGUCUUGCAUUCGAGAACAACAACAUCACAGACUAUGUCACCGAGAAGGUCUACAAUGUAAUAUUAGGUGGAACACUUCCAAUAUACAUGGGAGCACCUAAUAUAGAUGAAUUUGUUCCAGAGAAGAGUAUUAUAAAGACCAGUGACUUUGAAUCACCACAAGCAUUGGCCAAGUAUUUGAGCUAUCUAGCAUCGAAUGAAUCAGCCUACAAUGAAUACUUUGCAUGGAAGUCCAAACCACUGCCUCAAUUCUUCAUCGACAAGUUCAACAACUGUGCAUUCUAUACUGCCGACUGUCGUCUAUGUAUGCACGUACACAACCUAAAGAAUCAAGUAGUCGAUGACAUGGUAUUUUGGAACAAAACAUUGACAGAGGAUCAGGUUGCCAAGUCAAUGUUCUCAAAGUACCGAGGUGAUGAACAAUCAUUGCUAUUGUAUAUAACAUUCAAUGGUGAUGAGAUAGAGGACUACUCGGAAAGGAAAUUGCCAAUCCAUGCUGACAAGGUGGUCCUUGGCCCCCAUUCAACCAGAGAGAUAGACCUAAACUGU
Acytostelium subglobosum LB1 is the source of this 1311-nucleotide messenger RNA. RefSeq lists its product as hypothetical. Gene Ontology annotation, cellular component: membrane. The annotation marks the transcript as partial. The transcript is spliced from 3 exons. NCBI's taxonomy places the organism in Eukaryota, Evosea, Eumycetozoa, Acytosteliales, Acytosteliaceae. Gene Ontology annotation, molecular function: alpha-(1->3)-fucosyltransferase activity. The record is from RefSeq and is a predicted model, not a curated record.